CGGGAGUUUAUUACUGGAAACUACUAGGAGUACAACGCAAGCAUACAGUCGUACUAGCUAAUACAAUAAUUUCCGAGCGAGACACAGUACGGACUCGGGUACAGGAGUUACGAACUAAAAACCCCAAGAGGUUUGUGCGCAUCUGUGUACCAGUAUGUAUGUACCGUAUGGCAUAUGUGCAUACGGUAGGGUACACGUGCACUGUACGGUAUGGUAUGCGGGAGCAGAAGGCACAACAGACUUCAACCAAGCAACAGUCAUUGGCGAUUCAGUGCUUAAUCAGUCACCCUUUGCUGACAUGGAUUCUCAUGGUGGAGGGGACAAGGGCGAGUGGUGCGACCCUUUUAAUACUGUUUUGUUUGGGCUUCAAGCUGUCAAUGCAUCGCACUCCUUGUUCCUAUACCUCCAAACUGACUGAGACUACUCGACCCCUGAUUCUCUGCACGACCUGCCUUUGAAUUUUGAAGACCAAGAGGCAGAAGGCAUCUAGUUCGGUUAUUCGGUUAACCAGAAGGACCAGCAAAGCUGAGUGCAUCAUUAAGUUUGCCACAUCAAAACAUCCAAGUUUCAUUCCCCAGACUUUGUAAAGAAUCAUGAGGCUGAAGCGACGAAGAAGAGAACCCAGCAUGAUGGCCAAGCUGUGGGAAACACUAUUUGGGAGCAAUAAAGGUGCCAAUCGCAGACGCAGUGCUUCAUUGCUGAUCUUUGUGGUUUCCCUGGUGGGUUCCUUUCAAUUUCGUGAUUCCAUCAAGGAGCAAACCAGUCUACUUGAAGAAUUGGACAGGGAGAUCACUAGACGGAAGCAGCAAAAAGAAACCAGAAGUCUUGCCUCCAUUUCAUCCACAUCAACAACGCCACUACCAGUAUUCACUCCACCACCCCAAUAUCCUGUAGUGGACAUUCUCUCAAUUGGUUCCAAACAACGUCCAGACUAUUUGGUGGCCCAACGAGAAAGUUUUGCCUCACAUGCAUCCGUUCGCCAUUUCUUCAAUGCCACUGAAGCAGACGACCUGGAUGAUCCACACUGUGACAGUCACUUGACCCCAGAAAAUACAGUCCAAAUUAGUCGAUUUUGCAAGGUCAAACGAUUGCACCCGCAGACUCAAGUCAUGAUGCAGUAUGCCCGAAACUUAUAUGCCAACGGAAACUGGCUGCUGAAAAAGGCCAAUCCAGUCGGUUGGAUGUGUGCCCAACGGCGACCCAUGCAUGGAUUGUACAAGGUAUUUCAACAAUACUUUCAGCAACAGAAACUGCUAUCGAAUGAUAUAACAAUCAACACUCCCACACUGAGCGAUUCAUUGCCUGAUUACUUGAUUGUCAUGGACGAUGACACCUACUUCAAUCUGGAACAGUUCCCCAUCAAAAUGGCCCUGGAUGUCCAGGCUACAAAACGUCCACUGGACGACCCCUACGUCUUGGCGGGAUGUCUGGUUCGAUGGCCCAUUCAUCACAUAAACUUUACCUUUGGAUUUGGAGGAUAUGGCACCGUCUUUAACAAAGCAUCCCUGCAAAAGUUGGCCAAACCCAUCCAUUGCACACAAGACGACAGCAAAGAGGCUUGUGCGCAGGUAAAACGCAACAUGGUGGGGGAAGAAAAGUUAUUUCGAGAAGGCAUGAGUGUCCUGGAUCUGAUUCAUGCCUUUGUCAGCCAUGAACCAUACAAGGAAUUUCCCAAGAACAACUGGACCGAUGGAUUCUGUAUGCACAGUGAUUGGGUCCUGGGGUACUUUGUCAAUUAUUACAACAUUUCACGCCAUACAUCCAGUGAAUCGUUCUUCGAACAUGUGCCCCAAAGCCGCAUGGAAGAGUGGGAUAAAAGCAGCAUUUACCGUCAACCCCAAGGAUUCUGCAAGAACGCACACAGGGAAAACUGCAAGCCAGAUUCCCUCACCUGCCAUUACAUGAAACCAGAGGACAUGAGAAUCUACACCGAAACUGUGAAACAAACUGCAGCACCAGGAAUGUUUCGAAGUAUUUUCUAGGCACUGGUGGUGGGAAGCAGCUUUGGUGGGUUGGCGUUGAUUUUGGCGUACACGCACGUCAAUUCACGAAUAUGAUGAUGUGAUGAGGGUUGGCAGCAACGUCAUGCUGGACCCUUCGAUACAUAAGCAUCAUUAUCUAACUGGCACCUGGGAGCCUUGAGCCACCAGAAAAGGCUAGAUAGCUUUGCCACACAAGCGGUUGGCAGACCAGAUUCAUUCUUAGCAUGCUUCAAAGGAUGGAUACAGCAGCAAGAACGGAAAUCUCUGCUCAUGGAUUUCAUGUAUCCUAAGCGUCCGCAGCUUUGGUCUCUUGCCACAAUCUGCUUCAGUCUCCUCAGCUUAACCCCUCCCUUGGCAGUUGUCCAGUAUUUUUAUAAAAUACAAGCUAUCCCUUUAUUGUUCUAAUCUACUAUGUAUGCAGCUAGCCGAGUAACACCUACCUACACAGCAAACCAGUCACUUGCACUACUCGC
Messenger RNA from Seminavis robusta, 2455 nucleotides. Lineage: Eukaryota; Bacillariophyta; Bacillariophyceae; Naviculales; Naviculaceae. The record is from the annotation of a GenBank genome assembly.